UUUUGAAAACAGAAGAAGGUUUAUUAUUUACAUCAGUCCUCUGACAUUCUGGCAUUUGUAUUUUUAGUGUUUACGAAAAUUUAGGCACCUCGGGGUGAGAAAUUAUUAAAGUAACAAAUGUGAUUUUGCUUCAAGUAUACGUUUUUCGACUAGUCAUGCACUUUCAAGGCAAAAAGAGACCCCUUAGAAAAUGGGGCAAAAAAUCAGAGUUUAAUUUCAGUGACAUCGAUGAAAACGAUACCCAGGAAAAUCCAGCUAUAAAUCAAUUCGUUAAUAAUAAUCGAAAUGACAGAAAAUCACAGAAACAUUUUCAAUCCACAAAGAAAGAAACUAAAGUUAAGGAAUUUAAAUCUCAGAAUCCUGUCAGGAAAUACAAAUCGAUAGAAUCUCUAAUUAAAAAAUUGAAACCGAAGGAAUCUAAAGUUUUAAGAGGAAAACGCUCUCAGUUUCGAAUCUGUUCUCUGAGUGAAGAAGCCAUUAAACGGAGAAGAACUGAGUUCUCUUCUCAGAGAAAAAGAAAAAAUGCUGAUCAGAUAAGAAAACCUCCCCCAAUUCCUUCAAAUAUUCUACAAAUUUUCGAUUUAUUUCAACAUGAUUCUCUCCUGAAAUUUGUCAACCAACAUUAUAAACCAAAGAUUGAAUUUUCCAAAUUAAAAUUCAAGCCCCAAGGAGUGUGUCACCUUCGCAGUUUGUCCAACCCUUCCAAAAUAAAAGACGUCGAAAUCAAAUGCAACUGAUCCAGGGAUUUCGAAAGAAAGCUUUUCAAGAACA
Molecule: messenger RNA, 771 nt
Organism: Belonocnema kinseyi
Lineage: Eukaryota; Metazoa; Arthropoda; Insecta; Hymenoptera; Cynipidae
Exons: 4
Coding region: 156-737 (193 amino acids)
Source: RefSeq, a predicted model, not a curated record